AUGAUAGUUAUCUCAUGGAAUGUAAGGGGCUUGAACAGCGGCCCUAGACAAAAGGCUGUUUGGGAUUUAGUUAGGAGUCAUUCUCCUGAUGUUCUCUUCCUUCAGGAGACUAAGCUUUCUGUGGAAUGCAUGAUGAGUAUUGCAUCUAAGCUGUGGAGGAAUGGUCUAUGUCAGUGUAUUGGAGCUCAGGGAUCUUCAGGGGGUGUGGCAUGUCUCUGGAACCCACGAAAGAUCCAACUUGUGUCCUGGAUUUCCUUUAAGUCCUCGUUAUCCCUGGUUGCUCUGUGCACUGAGUCGGGGGAAUCUGUUCUCUUUUCUAAUGUCUACGCUCCUAUUGACUUCCAAGCACUCAAUCUCAUGGAUAUCAAGCCUAGCAAUGGCCGCUUCACUUGGAAUAAUAGAAGGGAGGGUGACAGGUGCAUUGCUGAACGCUUAGACCGCUUCAUGGUUUCCUAUUUUUGGGUGGGUGGAUUGUGGUCUUCUAGUUCUGAAAUUUUGGAUUGGAGAGGCUCGGAUCAUUGGCCAAUAAAGCUUGUCAUUUCUUCAACUCAUCUGCCUCAGAAGCCACCUUUUAAGUUCCUGCUUAUGUGGCUUCGUGACCCGGACCUCUAUGGUUGUGUUGCCAAAUGGUGGCAGGUUGGCAGGCCGGCUUUUGGUACAACAAUGUAUGUUUUUGCUAAGCUUCUCCAGCAUGUCAAGUUUCAACUCAAACGGUGGAAUCGACAAUGCUUCGGUAACAUCUACCAGGCAAAACAUAAAGCUCAGGCUGAGUUGAAUGGCAUUACCAGAUUGAUUAGGGAGGAGGGAGUGUCUGAAUACUUGUUACGGGAAGAGGAGGGAGACAAGAACACUACCUUCUUUUUCAAUUCAGUAAAAGCCAGACAACAUGGUAAUGCUAUCUCAUCUUUGGUGACUGAUAGGGGAGAGGUUAUUUCUUCUACUCAGGGUAUCGCUGAUGAAGCAGUGCAGUAUUUUGCUUCUUUAUUUAGAGAGGAAGCACAGGGAGACCCUGUUGCAGAGGCCCAGGUCCUUUCCUGUAUCCCUUCUUUGGUCUCUUUGGAAAUGAAACAACAUCUUAUGAGUGUCAUAACUUUGGAGGAGUUAGAAAAAAUUGUUUUCCAGAUGAAAAAAGGUAAGGCUCCUGGUCCAGACGGUUUCCCGAUUGAGUUCUUCCAGGAAUUUUGGGACAUUAUCAAGUUUGAUUUAUUGGCAGUUGUUCAAGAAUCCCAGACGAAUAAACAAAUGCUCCGGGCCCUGAACUCUACCUUCUUAGCACUCAUUCCCAAGGGGGAGGGGGCUGACCGGUUAAGUCAAUUUCGACCUAUUUCUCUUUGCAACGUAACUUAUAAAAUUAUAUCUAAAUUGAUUGCUGAAAGGUUGAAAAAGUGGCUUACUAUGCUAAUCUUUGAAGAGCAAAGUGGCUUUGUGGAAGGUCGUCAGAUUUUGGAUGGGGUGGUGGUGGCUUCUGAGACUAUCCAUUCCAUGGCCGGCUCUAAAGCCAAAGCUAUGUUCAUCAAGCUGGAUAUGGCCAAGGCGUAUGACAGAGUUCGUUGGUCCUUCCUGCAGAAGGGUGACCCUCUUUCUCCUUACUUGUUUCUUCUUCUGGUGGAAGGUUUGGGUCGGUUGAUUAAAAGGAAUGUUGAAGGAGGCUUUAUUCAGGGCUGGCAGUGGGGAGAGGGUAUUCCUGUUCAGUCUCACCUACAGUUUGUGGAUGAUACAGCUUUGAUGGGUUUGGCUACUAUUAGGGAGGCUUCUAACAUGCGCAGAGUGCUGGAUGUCUACCAUGCUGCUUCUGGUCAGUUAAUUAAUGAGGGCAAGUCUUCAAUUUUUUUCUUUAACACUCCGCCUUCAAUUCAACGAAGAAUUGCUCAUAUUCUCAGGUUCCAAAUUGGAAGUCUUCCUUUGCUAUACCUUGGGAUCCCCAUCUCUACUGGCAGGCAGUCUAGGGAUUCCUGGCAGGGUAUUCUGGAUAAGUUCAAUGUCAAAGUGAACCACUGGACUCGUCGUUGGCUGUCCUUUGCUGGUCGGGUCCAGUUACUUCAAUCUGUGGUACAGGCUCUUCCCCUUUAUAGAUGUUUGAUUCAGGUGGCGCCGAUGAGCUUUGUUAAGAGCCUUGAUUCCUUAGCCAGACAAUUUUUAUGGGCUGGUAAUUUGUCAUCAACUAAGUGGAGCCUUAUUAAGUGGGAGACGGUUUGUAGUCCUAAAAGAUUUGGUGGUCUUGGAUUACGUCAAUCUUUGCUUUCUGGUACUGCUCUGGCAGCUAAAUUGUAUUGGCGAUGGUGUGUGGAACAGGAUCGAGUGUGGGCUAGGAUCUUGUCUCACAAGUAUUUUUUUGGGAUCCCCCAGCGUGAUAUCCCUCGUUAUAGCUUGGCAGGGAAAGGCUCGACAAUUUGGAAUACUCUCAAGAAGGGGGCUGCGCUCAUUAAGGGUGGUCUCUUCUGGAUUUCUGGGUGGACUAGGGUGUGUGACUUCAAGUCAUUUUCCCUUCAAGGGCAGGUAGUGGAAGCAAGAUGGAAGACUUCAAGGGAGUGGCCUAUUCUGGGGUUGGAAGUUGAGUGUGCUGAGCUUCAUAACAUCCUUUCGGGUCGUAGCUGUAGCGCCUUGAUGGAUAGUGAUGCGUUGGCCUGGUCCCCUAAUCCCAAAGGUACAUACACUGUGUCUUCUGGUUAUCAGGCGCUGCUCUCUCAACAAUUUGAUGGGGGGGAAGUCCAUUGGUGGAAGAGAGUCUGGAAUAAUUUCUCUUGGCCAAAAUGUAAUUGCUUUUCUUGGACUUUGGAUUGGAAUAGAUGCUUGACCUGGGACAAUAUUCAGAAGAGGGGUUUUGCUGGCCCUUCAAGGUGUGUUCUAUGUGGUGGGGAGGAGGAAGAUUCUCCACAUUUAUUCUUCUGCUGCCCAUUCACAUUGCAACUAUGGCACCUCUGGUGGGAUGCCUGGAAGAGUCAAUGCUUUCAUGCAUCCUCCCUAGCUGAGUUUUGGAUGAGACUGGGAAGGCCCCCUUCCUCGGCUCGCUUCUUGCAGGAUGUCUGGUAUGCUGGCCCUAUCUUUUUGCUAUGGCAAGUUUGGUUGGAAAGGAAUCGUAGAAUCUUUCGGGAUGAACAAUUGGGGUUUCAACAGGUUUGGACUCGAAUUAUGGGAAUGGUCCAGGAAACUGUGACAGCUAAGAGUGAGAUUAUUUUGCCGAUGGAGGAAGGCGAUGCGGAGAUAGUUAAUAGGUUUGGUAUACAGGGGAUAUCUCCAGCCUCAGCUUGUGCCAGGAGAGGUAGACGUGUGAAACAUAGAGUUCAAAGGAUGGGGAAAUGGCUCCCCCCUCCUGCUGGCUUUCUGAAAAUUAACACGGAUGGUUCUUCUAGGGGUAAUCCUGGUCCAGCUGGAAUUGGUGGGAUUGGUAGGGAUUCUUCUGGAUUGGUGGUCUUUAUCUUCUCGGCUAAUGAGGGGGUGCAGACUGUUAAUAGGAUGGAAGGCUUGGCUAUCCUAUAUGCUUUGAAGCAUGCUUAUGCCCUAGGGUGGCGGAAGGUGAUUUGUGAAGCUGACUCUCAAAUUCUGGUUAAUUUGCUCCUUCAGAGGAAGAUAUCUAAGGUUAGCUGGCAACUAUCUGUGUUAGUACAACAGAUAUUACAGGUUAGCUCUAUAAUGGAUUCGGUGUCGUUUACCCAUAUUCCAAGGGAGUGGAAUAGGGCAGCUGAUUGUCUGGCUAAAUGGGCGUCAGAAGAUGUUGAUGGUCGGAGGAUUGACGAGUGGGAGCAGUUUCCCUAUGAGCUAUGUCGGGAUUUGGAGAGGAUUCUUGUUGAAGAUGAAAGUGGUGUUGGGGAAUGA
Messenger RNA from Cryptomeria japonica (Japanese cedar), 3813 nucleotides. RefSeq lists its product as uncharacterized. Gene Ontology annotation, molecular function: DNA binding; RNA-DNA hybrid ribonuclease activity. Gene Ontology annotation, biological process: DNA repair. The transcript has 5 exons. Lineage: Eukaryota; Viridiplantae; Streptophyta; Pinopsida; Cupressales; Cupressaceae. The record is from RefSeq and is a predicted model, not a curated record. The coding region runs from base 1 to 3813 and encodes 1270 amino acids.